This is a messenger RNA of Fusarium oxysporum Fo47, 405 nucleotides long. RefSeq lists its product as uncharacterized. The record is from RefSeq and is a predicted model, not a curated record. The transcript has a single exon. NCBI's taxonomy places the organism in Eukaryota, Fungi, Ascomycota, Sordariomycetes, Hypocreales, Nectriaceae. Bases 1 to 405 code for a protein of 134 amino acids.
AUGCCUCCUAUAAUACAAACCAUCGCCCUCAUGGCGCCCGACGUUGCAGAUAACGACAAUGUUCUCAAGGACAAAUCCCUGGGUCCUUCCGCAACCAUCAGGCUGGUCGCAGCAAUCACGACAAGCGGUUGGAUCACCUUCGGCCUGAUAAUCGGCCUGGUCCUAAACACACGGGGAAAAGCUAGUAGCUUUGUCCCAGAGUGGUAUCUCGACUCCAACGGCUCGAUCUGGGCAAAACUCGCUGUGGCGGCGUGGUGGGUCUUUAUAAUUCUGUUCUGGCCUGCCAUCUGCGUGGUUCAUGUGAUCUUCGCUGCUGGAAGAGCGAUUCGGAAUUUAUUUUUAAAGUCUAGUGAGAAGAGGAAGGAAAAGAAGGAGAGGGAGACUGCUGAGGUUGCUGUCGUCUAA